GGGAGGAGGGUUCUGUUUCCCAGCGCCAAAGUCCGGAUCCUGAGCGUAUUGCCGAGUCCGCCCAGCCUCUUAGACUUCUUUACUUUAGGAUUUCUACUGGCUUCGGGCUGUAGAAGGACCCCCGGAGACCCUCAAGCCUCGCAAUGAAUUCAACCAUGUAUCGAUCAGGACCUGGGCUUUUCUUUGUUGGAGGCAGUGAACUUUGAGGAUGUGGCUGUGAACUUCACCACCGAGGAGUGGGCCUUGCUGGAUCCUUCCCAAAAGCAGCUUUAUAGAGAGGUGAUGUGGGAAAACUUUAGGAACAUGGUUGAUAUAGGAAAAAAUUGGUAUGGCCAGCAAAUUGAACAUGAAUACAAAAAUUACAGGAGAAAUAUAAGAAGUGAAGAAGUAGAGGAAUGCUGUCAAUAUAAAUUAUGGUCUGAGCAUGAACAAAUGAGAUUUUGGGCUCCAGAUAUUAAUAUGAACAUGGAACCAGUUGACACAAAACCAGGUGAAAGAUCUGCUUGCAGAAAGCCCUUAACUGGUAAAUUAUUUCCAGAAGUUCUCACCAUUGCUAACACUAGACUCAAAUCACAUGAGUGUCAGGGAUUUGAAGAUGAGAAAACCUGCACUGACAUCCACUUCUUUCAUAAGCAUGCAAACCAAUGCCCUGGAGAGAAACACUAUGAGUAUAAGCAAACUUUAACAUUGUACUCUGUUCUUCUUGAAGGAAAUAACACAGAAGAGAAGUCCUUUGUCUUUGAGCAAGAUGUGAAAGCCUUCAAUACAUCCACCUAUGUUCAAAUUGGGGAAAGAUACCCCAGUGAAGUGAAUACCUAUGUAUGUAUACAAUAUGAAAAUGGUUUUAAUUUUCAGCAUGAUAUUCAGAUACAGGAAAGAGCUAACACUGUAGAAAAUCACUCUGGAAGUAAAAACUAUGGGGCAUUAUACAGUAAUAACUUUUCAUUUUGGGAAUGCAAAAAACUUCACACUGUGAAGAAACCCUGUAUGUGUAAGCAAUAUGUGAGAGCUCUCAGUAGCCAAGGUCAUUGUCAAAUACUAGAGAGAACUGACACUACAGAAAAAUCCUAUAUUUGUAACCAGUGUGGGAAAGCUCUCAGAUCACAAAGUAAUUGUGAAACACAGGAAGGAGUUCACAGUAGAUUAAAACAAUGUGUGUGUGAGCAAGGUGUGAAUACUUUCAGCACACACAGGCAUUGUCAAAUGCAUGAAAUAACUCAUUCUGGGGAGAAACUCUAUAUAUGUAACCACUGUGGGAAAACUUUCAGCAGAUACAGUCAUUGUCAAAUUCAUGAAAGAACUCACACUGGGGAGAAACCCUAUGUGUGUAACCACUGUGGGAAAACUUUCAGCAGCCACAGUCACUGUCAAAUCCAUGAAAGAAUUCACACUGGGGAGAAGCCCUAUGCAUGUAUUCAAUGUGGAAAAACUUUCCACACACAAGGUAAUUGUAAAAGUCAUGAAAGAACUCACACUGGGGAGAAACCUUAUGGAUGUAAACAAUGUGGGAAAACUUUCAGCACACAGAGUACUUGUAAAAGGCAUGAAAGAACUCACACUGGGGAAAAGCCCUAUAUAUGUAACUGCUGUGGGAAAAGUUUCACCAGACACAGUAGUUGUAUAAGACACGAAAGAACUCACAAUGGAGAUAAACCCUAUGUAUGUAACCACUGUGGGAAAACUUUCACCAGAUACAGUCACUAUCAAAUUCAUGAAAGAACUCACACUGGGGAGAAACCCCAUGCAUGUAUUCAUUGUGGGAAAACUUUCCACACACAAGGUAAUUGUAAAAGUCAUGAAAGAACUCACACUGGGGAGAAACCCUAUGGAUGUAACCACUGUGGGAAAACUUUCAGCAGGCACAGUCACUGUCAAAUUCAUGAAAGAAUUCACACUGGGGAGAAGCCCUAUGCAUGUAUUCAAUGUGGGAAAACUUUCUACACACAAGGUGAUUGUAAAAGUCAUGAAAGAACUCACACUGGGGAGAAACCUUAUGGAUGUAAACAAUGUGGGAAAACUUUCAGCACACAGGGUACUCGUAAAAGACAUGAAAGAACUCAUACUGGGGAAAAGCCCCAUACAUGUAACUACUGUGGGAAAGCUUUCACCAGACACAGUAGUUGUAUAAAACAUGAAAGAGUUCACACUGGAGAUAAACCCUACCUGUGUAACCACUGUGGGAGAAGUUUCAGCAGUCGCAAUCAUUGUCAAAUUCAUGAAAGAGCUCACACUGGGGAGAAACCCUAUGAAUGUAAGCAAUGUGGGAAAGCUUUCAGUAGAUACCGCCAUUGUCAAGCCCAUGAACGUACUCACAGGGGGAAACGUUAUGUAUAUAAAUAGUUUGAAAAUGCAUAAACUAUAUACAUGUAUUGUUAAAUUUGUGAAAGAACUCUAAACUGGAAAAAAGACUUUAGUUAUCUAUUAAUCAUCACAGACUUAAAAAUGUAAGGGGAUUUAUGUGUGAUAAUAUAAUUUAACUUGCACAAACAUUAAAAGACAGUGGAGAGAAGUUUUCUUUGUAAACAGUUUAAAGAAUCUUUCAAUACAUGGAGAUAACACUACAUAAAUAAAAGAAUAUAAUGAGAACCUGAAUAUA
This is a messenger RNA of Chinchilla lanigera (long-tailed chinchilla), 2596 nucleotides long. RefSeq names its product zinc finger protein 883-like. Gene Ontology annotation, biological process: negative regulation of transcription by RNA polymerase II. Gene Ontology annotation, cellular component: nucleus. The record is from RefSeq and is a predicted model, not a curated record. The transcript is spliced from 5 exons. The coding region runs from base 283 to 2340 and encodes 685 amino acids. NCBI's taxonomy places the organism in Eukaryota, Metazoa, Chordata, Mammalia, Rodentia, Chinchillidae. Gene Ontology annotation, molecular function: RNA polymerase II transcription regulatory region sequence-specific DNA binding; zinc ion binding; DNA-binding transcription repressor activity, RNA polymerase II-specific.